This is a messenger RNA of Drosophila grimshawi, 679 nucleotides long. RefSeq names its product succinate dehydrogenase assembly factor 2, mitochondrial. Gene Ontology annotation, biological process: mitochondrial electron transport, succinate to ubiquinone; protein-FAD linkage; tricarboxylic acid cycle. Lineage: Eukaryota; Metazoa; Arthropoda; Insecta; Diptera; Drosophilidae. Bases 82 to 552 code for a protein of 156 amino acids. Gene Ontology annotation, cellular component: mitochondrion. The transcript is spliced from 3 exons. The record is from RefSeq and is a predicted model, not a curated record.
UACAUAAGUGUUGGCAGCCCUGGUUGCAAAUCAGCUGUUUUUAUUAUUGCGUACUUUCGAUUUUCCGCUGAAAGAACAAAAAUGUUUCGUCAAUUAUUGGGUGCCACAGCUUCGCAACGUCUGCUGUUGCCGCUGGCCACGCCAAAACGCUUUGCCAGCAACUUGGACAAAACCGAGUAUGCAACGCCACCAGAAGUGGUCGACUUUGAGGAUCCCACACAUCUGCCGGUCCCGGAGUACCCGUUGCGACCCGACGAACCACUAGCGACUCGCAAGCAGCGCUUGCUGUAUCAGUCGCGCAAGAGGGGCAUGCUCGAAAAUGAUUUAUUACUGAGCACGUUUGUGGCAAAGUAUCUGAAGGAUUUCAGUGCAGAGCAAACAGCGCUCUACGAUCAACUCAUCAAUGGUGUCAGCAACGAUUGGGACAUCUAUUAUUGGGCCACAAACACAAAGCCCACACCGCCCGAAUAUAAUACCGAAAUUAUGGAAAUGUUAAAGCAACAUGUCAAAAACACCGAACGUGUGCAGCGCCUGAGGCAGCCCAAUUUGUAGAGCUGGUGUUAUAUAAUAUUUUUGGGGGCUUAUAUUGUUUGAUAAAAAGAACUAAGAUAAAAUACCUAUGAUUAGUAAUUGUUGAUUGUGAGUAACAGUAAAUCACAUAUUCUUGUUUCAUGUGCAA